AUGGCUGUCAUUUAUCUCGUCACCGAAUGUUGCUCGCUGACCGCCGCCACGUUGAGCUUCUGCUUCAACCUAUUCAUUAUUGUCAGCUUUUUGAGGUGAGCACUUGCGAAAGUAUCUCGGCAGGUUGUAGAGAUGGCAAAACGUUGUCAACUAACAAAAUGUACCCAAUGUUGUAAGCAUCAAUUUGUUAGUUGACAACUUUUUGAUAUCUCUACAAAUGGCUGAUUUACAAACCGUAGAAAGUUGUGCUUCUUCCAGAAAGAAGAUCCCAGCACCCGAGAAUCUCCGUCUCGCCCUCUAUCUGGCCCUCGGAGAUUUCGGCUACGCCACCGCGGCGCUCAUCCACAUCGGCUACCUGGCCGUCAAUUGGUCGAACGUCUACCUCGACUACAAUCCCUACGUCAUCAUCUUCUCCAACUCGUUCCUUCCGGCCCACCUCAAAGUGAUCGUCGUCAUCAGUUGCUCGAUGGCACUCGAUCGAUGUUUGGUGAGUUUGGGGAGGGGGGGAAAGCAUCACAAAAGCGACACAAGACGCAAGAGAGUUCAGGCCAUCUUCUAUCCGGUCGUCUAUCGUCGGCUCAGCAAAAUCUACUUUGCCAACUGUGCGCUCGCGUGCGGAUUCUGCUGGUUUCUGUUCGAUUACACGUUUCAAAUGACGACGGCGCCGUACAAGCGCAUGCCGAAUUGCGCGACGAUGGCGUGCUUUGUGAACAAGACGUUUCUGAUGUACGUCAGCUACUCCAACACGGUUUGUUUGUGUCCUAUGACGACUUUGUGACCCAUUUUCCCUUAUUUGCAGCUCGCCGGCCUCUUCAUCGUCGUCGUGAGCGGUUUCGUGUUCCGCGGAAUUCGUCAAAUUUCGCAAAGAAAGAUGGGUAGCACGACAAACACGGUAGGUGUCUACCGUACCCGACUCACCGAACCGUCGCCGAAUUACAGUCUGCCGUCAAAACGACGAACGUCUUCCGUCAGGCCAAUCGCAUCACCGUCGGAAUUCUCUUCUGCUCGCUGUUCUUCGUCACGAUUCCCUCGCUUUUGGUGACCGGAUACGAGGAGGUGACGGGCGUCUCGUUGUUCGCCGAAUUGGGACCGUUCUACAUUUGUGCCAUUCUGGUUAAUGGUGAGGUAUACGCCGAAACAAACUUUCAAUGGAUAUUGUAGCGAUAGGGAAAAUCCCUCGGCUCUCGAAAUCGUUUUGUGAAAGCUUCACAUCAAGUUAGAGCAAUACUGUGCAUCAGAAAAGUUCGUCAACUUUUGAGAGCUACAGUGGCUUCCAAAUUGUCCUCAUUCUGACUCUUUCUCUCUACGACCACCAUUAAAAGUACUGUAGUCAGUUGACACGUCUCUUUUCUAACAACAACAAAACAUUUAAAGGACUAGGGAACCCUCAAAUGUUUUGAUUUUUUUGCGUCUGUUUGAAUUGUCUCUGGUGUAAUGCUGACUCUCACAGAAAUGCCCAAUGAACGAAACGGCGUGCAGUUGAAGAUGUGGCCGUGGCCUAGGAAACUCCGGCGGGAAAACUCUUCCGUGUGAGCAGUUUGAUGCUCUUGCACUAUUAUGUAUGGAUGCGGAUUUGUGUGAAUGUUUUGCAACGUAUGAAUAGAUUGUGCGCGAACGCAAAAAAAAAUCCAGAAAAGAUCACAAGGGCUAAAACUUACAACUUUGACUAGGCGCUGUUCCAUUCACACAGGUAUUUCUGUGAAUGUGGCAAUAAGAAGCAAUUCAGUCAGACACAUAAAAUCGCCGGGUUGCCGGGCCAUUUAAAGAGGACUAGAACGAACGAAUUUGCAGGCUUCGCCGACGGUCUCGUGUUCGUGAUCGUCAACUACAAGCAGAUUGCGUCUCGCAACCGAACGCUCUCGUCUACGGUGAGCACAGUGCAACCGUCCUCCCGCAACCGGACAAUCUCUAUUGUUGACGCGACUUCACGCGCCGCCUCGCGAGUAGCCACGUUCUAAUCGAUGCUCGUGUCUAGCAGAGUUGAGCGGAAGAACUCAAACACGGAAGAAAGAAUUUGUAUCUUUUUUAGAAAAUUUUUUCAUGAAAUGUGAUCAACUGACGAAAUGUAUAGCAAAGUGAACUCUGCUCAUAGAAAAAUAAUUGAAAAUUUAGCUUUUCAUACAAAAAAGUUAUUCGAGUACGAAAGACGGAAGAACAUUUUCACGCAACAACUCGAUUCACUUUUUUGUAUGAAAAGCUAAAUGUGCAAUUAUUUUUCGAUGAACAGAGUUCACUUUGCUCUACAUUUCGUCAGUUGAUCACAUUCCGCGAAAAAAUUUUCUAAAAAAGAUAAAAACUGUUCCGUUGAGUUGUUCCGCUCAACUCUGGUGUCUAGAGCUGCCUGCUUUCAUGUACUUGCAUGUCGCCCCUUUUGUCUGUUUUUGUUUUUUUUGGAAAGCGCUAGGGAACGUCGAGCGAGAGAGAGAGUGAGCGUUUUCAGACGAAGAACACGAUCGCUCCGCUGCAGCUGCACAGCCGCGAUAAUAGCAUUGCGGUCCAGGCGUCGACGGUGCCGGCGGCGUGA
Caenorhabditis sp. 36 PRJEB53466 is the source of this 2524-nucleotide messenger RNA. The record is from the annotation of a GenBank genome assembly. NCBI's taxonomy places the organism in Eukaryota, Metazoa, Nematoda, Chromadorea, Rhabditida, Rhabditidae.